Molecule: messenger RNA, 3312 nt
Organism: Cotesia congregata
Lineage: Eukaryota; Metazoa; Arthropoda; Insecta; Hymenoptera; Braconidae
Source: the annotation of a GenBank genome assembly
AUGGCAGAUUUAAUUGAAAAUCAAUGCGAAGAUAUCGACGAGCUUGAGUAUAUAAAGAAAAUGAAACUUUUUGAUAAAAGUGAAAUUAGAAACAUAGCAAAACAGUUGGAAGAAUAUGAAACUAAAAUACAAAGUCAUACCAAAUGUAAAGAGGACUAUUUAAAAUAUAUUACAUACGAAAUGGAUUUACUCAAGCGAGUAAAGCAACGCAAAGAGAAAUUGGGAAUAACUACUCAACAGUCUGAUACUGAAUCACCAAUUAUUAAAAAAGUAAAUAGUUUAUAUCAAAAAGCUACUAUUAAAUUUCAAGAUGAUCUCAGAUUUUGGAUGGCUUACAUGAAAUUUCGAAAACAAUUACGUUUGACAAAUAACAUCAGUCGAUUAAUUGAAAAAAUGAUAGAAAUACAUAAAAACAAACAAGAGUGUUGGAUAAUAGUUGCUCGUUGGCAAAUAGAAGAGAAUAAAAAUUUACAAAAAGCUAAACAAGAUCUUCUAAAAGGUUUACGGCUGCAUCCAACUUCUCAGCAUUUAUACUCUGAAAUUUACCAAUUAAUAUUGAAUGAAACUGAAACAACUGAUGAAUUGCCAGCAGUAGUGCUAGAACGCGCCCAAGUUGUUUACCAACAAGCCUUCAAGCAAAUAAAAGACGUUACGUUUAUAAUAAAGUUACUGGAAAUAACAACAAAGCACAAAAAUACAGAAAAGUUACAGGAGUUAAUUAUAGGAGACUUGCUGAAAGAUUAUUCUUAUAAACCACAAGUUUGGGAUACAAUGGCUCGACGUGAAUUGGCAGGAUUUACAUAUGACCCUGAUGGAGAAGAUCAUCACUCGAUGGAAGUUGACGAGACAGAAUUAAAUCUUAUGAGACGUCGAAUUAAUUUUUGCAAUCAAGUUUAUCAAACAGCAGUUAAGAGACUAAAAAGUGAAAUUAUGUGGACUCUUUACAUUAAUUGUUUGACGGAAAUAAAUCAAGAUUUAUCGUCGCUGCCUAAUUUCAAGCGCAAGAUACUUAAAAACGCGUUGAUACAAGGCCAUCAGUCAAAAAAGUUGCAAGAUAAACAGUAUUGGUACUGGAUAAAAAUUUUAGAAAAUGAUAAAAAAGACGAAAACCUUAAAGAUAAAUUAUAUCAAGUAUUGUGUAAUGCAACUGAUGCAUUACCUCAGAAUGUUGAUUUUUGGAAGGAUAAAUUGAAACAUUUAAUAAGUGUAAAUAAAAAUGAUCUAUUUAUUACAGAGUUUGAUAAGGCUACAAAAAUAUUGGGUAAUAAAGCAUUACCAUUGUGGAAAAUAAAAUUACUUUAUACUCAAGCAAAGUAUCCGAAUAAAGUUGAAGAAAUUUAUUUAGCUGGAAUAAAAGAAGCUGUGGAAAUAUCUCGAGAAAUUAAACCAGCUUAUAUAAAAUGGGUGGUAUUAACGAAAGGUAUUCAAAUAGCUCGGCAUAUUUACAAUGAGCUCAGUGUAAAAAUACCAUUUUGUCUGGAACUUCACAAGGAAAUGGUUGAAAUUGAACUAAUUCAACCAGACAUAUGCAAACAAAAUGCCCGACGUCCACACGAAAUGGCUACUAAAUUCGUAGAAAAAGGAUGCGAGGAAAUGAUUCCUGAAUUGGAACAAAUGAAAAGGAUUAAACUUUUCGAUGAUAACGAAAUCCGAAAAAUAAUAAAAAAUUUAAAAGAUCACGAAUACAAAAUAGGAAGGCUUAUUAAAAGCAAGGAUGAUUUUUUAUCAUAUUUUUCUUAUCUUAUGGUAGUGCUGAAUCUUGUAAAACAACGGAGACUGAAACUGGGAAUUAAGGAAAAACAAGCUGGUAUAGAUUAUGCUAUUAUUAAAAAAAUUAAACAAUUAUACAAGAGAUCAAGGAUGAGGUUUCAAAGUGACUUAACUUUUUGGGUGGAUCUUAUGAAACUUAGUAAAAUAGAGAAUUUUCAAUAUCAUUUACCUGGAAUCGCUGAUAGAAUGCUUAAAGUUCAUCAAGAUAAACCAAGAUGUUGGCAUAUUUCAGCUCAGUGGCACAUGAAAGAAACUAGAGAUAUUGAAAGAGCUAGAAAACAAUUACUAAAAGGGCUACACUUUCACCCUAAAGCACAAAUAUUAUAUAAAGAUCUUUUAGAAUUAGAAUUGUACGAAGCCUGUUCAAAUGAACAAGAUACACCCGUUGAACUAAAACGUGCUGAAUUAGUAUAUCAACAAGCACGGAAGCAUAUUAAAGAUAUUAAUUUAACCAUCGAGUUAUUAGACAUUGCUUCCAAGUUCAACAAGACGAAAAAUUUACAGAAAAUAAUAAUGGAUGAUUUGGUUGAAAAUUUUUCGGACGAGCCUAAAGCGUGGGACAAGCGGGCAAGAAGAGAAUUUAAAGGUUUAAAUAAUGAGUCUUCUCCUCAAGACAAUGUUGAUGUUGAAAAGUCCCAAAAAAAUAAUUUAAGGGAUCAUCUUAACUUGGCUAUUGAAAUAUAUGAAUCUGCGGUUAAACUUAUACCUACUAAAGCAAUGUGGUCUUUAUACAUAAAUUUUUUACUUGAAAUUAGUAAAGACAGUUCUACUUUGCCAAAUUAUAAAAGCAAGCUUUUGAAGAAUGCUUUAACGAAAGGUCAUCAUCAAAAUAAUUUGGAAGAAAAGUACUAUUGGCUUUGGAUUAAAGUAUUUGAAAAUAAGAAAAACAAUUCGGAAAAACUUAAUAAAAUUCUUAGCAGUGCGACAGAAGCUCAUCCAGAGAGUGUUGAACUUUGGAAACAAAAAUUAAAUUACUUAUUUUUUAAUUCCGACCAAGAAGAUUUGGCUCUUUCAGAAUUCGAUAAGGCUAAAAAAAUAUUAAAGAACAAAGCAUUACCCUUGUGGAAGAUAAAAUUACUUUACAUUAAUGAAAAGCACCCAGAACAAUUAGAAGAAUUUUAUCUAACCGCAUUAAAAGAAGCUCCAGAAAUAUCCUUAAAAUUUAAGCCCGCUUACAUUAAAUGGGUUGCCGCAACUAAAGGUAUUAAAAAAACUCGUCAUAUCUACAAGGAAUUGAGUAUUGAGCCUCCAUUUUGCUUAGAACUUCACAACGAAAUGUCCAACAUCGAAGUUAAUCAAUCAGCAAUUAGUAGACAAAAUGCCCGACAUCCUUAUGAAAUGGCGGUAAUCCAAUUUGGUAAAAACAACAUCGACGUUUGGAUUAAUUACAUUAUCUUUGAGAUGAACCAUGGUGAUGUUAUAAAUAUUACAAACAUUUAUCAAAGGGCAGUUAAAACUUUGAAUACUGUAGAUUCAGAUAAUUUUAUAUCCAGGUUUACUUUAUUGAAAGCCAAUUCAGAGCAUAUGGAUGAUUAUUAUUAA